GUUCUUAUCUAUCUUACAACUUACCUUCGAGAACCGAUUCGUCUCUGGGGGCUAGCCACGCCCCAAGUUUGUAUGUAAAAGUUAAGUCUACCACAAACCCUGUUCAUUAAUAUGUCCCGUGGACUUCCGUCCGGAUCUAUCCGUGCGAGCCCCUAGAUACUGGGCAACCGAACGGUAGUGCCAGUGCACCCUGCCUUCUUACUCCCCCACUAACUCGCCCCAAAAUAUGAUCACCCUCCUUCCCCAGUCAUACAUGGAAAUGGCCGCCAGCGCCACUGCUAAUCAGGAACUGCGACUGAAUGAGCUAAAUAACCUGACCGACGCGGUAGAGCCCUUUGCGAGGCUUGCCAGUAGAACCAGCUGUUCAGUCAGGCUACAUUGCUCCGUUCCAAUGUGGUCUCCGUGCUCUGAUACUUGUUAUGACCUUCAUGAGCUCAACGACCUACGGUCACGGUCCCUAGUCUUUAUCCACGACCUCUUGGAACUGCUACGUUCUAACGGGAUAUCGGCAUCAUACAAACUUGCACCUUCCAAUUCCCCACUCUGCUUCAUAUGCGCGUUGCCGACAGAACUAAGUGUUCCGAAGGUGAGGUCGGCCACAGUCGAGAUACUACAAAAUGCUCGGGUUACCGCAAGACAGAAGGUAUUACUGGCGGACCUAGAACAUGGACCCGCACUUAUCAUUUCUUGAAUGUUUGCACCAAUUGAUCGUCUCGAAAUGCUACGUGUAAUUGCUUUCGUCAUGUUGCUUGUAACCGAAGCAUGUACAUAUAAUACACCCGUUGGGAAAUUUGAUUUUAGUUAGC
This is a messenger RNA of Pisolithus orientalis, 806 nucleotides long. RefSeq lists its product as uncharacterized. The transcript has 6 exons. Lineage: Eukaryota; Fungi; Basidiomycota; Agaricomycetes; Boletales; Pisolithaceae. The record is from RefSeq and is a predicted model, not a curated record. The coding region runs from base 227 to 691 and encodes 154 amino acids.